AUGGCAAACCAUCUACAGUACGUCAUAACCGUGCCAGCGGCAAAUGAAAUCAUGAACACACAGGGUGGAGAAAAUGUGAAAGGGUAUACCCUGGAAAACAUCGAGUUAGAAUACGAAUCCAUCGACAACAUCGAAUUGGCAAGAAAAGUGGAAAGUCCGCACAACGCUGGACGGAAGCUGUCUUUCGAACAUGUCAUCCUGAUGAAAAAGACGGAAUGGAGUAAGGACUCCACCAUUAUCAACGAAACAAUCAACGUGCCACGCAGAAGCAUGAAAGCUAUCGUCAUGUUGUUUACGAGCAAGACAAAUUAAGACAGACAGUGAAGAAUAUGUUUACCCCAACAUCGAAAAGGUUAGGGUAACCGUGGAAGGUGUGCUCAAAGCCGUCUACAGUCAAGGUAUUACAAAACCAAGGCUGUACGAAGAGGCAAGACGACUGUUCGGCACCGGUGAAAUUAGUCAUCAAACGCUAACCAACUUUUUCCAAGACAAAAAGUUUGCGCUGGUCAUCGAUCUCAGAACCGUAAACGAUGUCAGCACAUUUGGAAACGGUGCUAAAAUUCAAAACACUCAGUCUGGAAUACUGGUGGAAAUCACGAAAAAAGUUACAACUGCAAACGUCGUAUGUCACAUGUUCGUUCUUUCCGACGGUUUCAUCGGAAUUGAUAACGGACAACUCACCGGAGUACAGUAUUAA
Molecule: messenger RNA, 697 nt
Organism: Paramuricea clavata
Lineage: Eukaryota; Metazoa; Cnidaria; Anthozoa; Malacalcyonacea; Plexauridae
Source: the annotation of a GenBank genome assembly